AUGUCGGAUCCACCGCAGCACACGAACGAUGCAUCCCAUCGGGAAGACUUCGUGGAAAAAGACAAGAAACCAGCUCCCCAUUACGAACAUAAGGAUCUGCCACCUGUGGCUCAGAAUGACCCCAAGAUGCAGAAGUUGGCACGUGAGAUCACCUACGCAGACCACAUAGAGCCUGUCAAUAGGCAACAUAAUCCUCUCGCCCAGAAAUUGAAGUCACGACACUUGCAAAUGAUUGCCAUCGGUGGGUCUAUUGGCGCAGGUCUCUUCGUCGGUUCCGGUGGUGCACUACGCAGUGGUGGUCCAGCCAGUGUCCUUCUCGGCUUUAUGAUCGUCGGCGGCAUGCUUCUAUGUACAAUGCAGGCUCUCGGUGAGCUUACAGUGCUGUACCCAGUCAAUGGGGCCUUCUAUACCUACAUUUGUCGCUUCGUCGAUCCAUCCUGGGGCUUUGCUGUCGGCUGGGACUACGCUUUGGGAUGGUUAACGGUCCUGCCAUCGAACUUACGGCUGCUUCAAUAA
Messenger RNA from Exophiala aquamarina CBS 119918, 516 nucleotides. Its product is annotated as AAT family amino acid transporter. The record is from RefSeq and is a predicted model, not a curated record. Gene Ontology annotation, molecular function: amino acid transmembrane transporter activity. Gene Ontology annotation, cellular component: membrane. Gene Ontology annotation, biological process: amino acid transmembrane transport. The transcript has 2 exons. NCBI's taxonomy places the organism in Eukaryota, Fungi, Ascomycota, Eurotiomycetes, Chaetothyriales, Herpotrichiellaceae. The coding region runs from base 1 to 516 and encodes 171 amino acids.